Molecule: messenger RNA, 2425 nt
Organism: Cheilinus undulatus (humphead wrasse)
Lineage: Eukaryota; Metazoa; Chordata; Actinopteri; Labriformes; Labridae
Product: probable ATP-dependent RNA helicase DDX5
Exons: 13
Coding region: 154-2058 (634 amino acids)
Biological process (GO): alternative mRNA splicing, via spliceosome
Cellular component (GO): ribonucleoprotein complex; nucleus; cytoplasm
Molecular function (GO): ATP binding; RNA binding; RNA helicase activity
Source: RefSeq, a predicted model, not a curated record
GUGUGACCUCACAUCCGUCUCUUCAGAUAGACUCUUGUCUGCCGGCAUUUUCUUUUUGUUUUUCCGUCUCUGAGUUUAAUCCUAAAACCAGCCCUCUGUUUUGUUAACCGGUUAAGAGGUUCGGGAAUAAGUUUGUUGGUGCCACGCUACACCAUGCCUGGAUUUUCAGACAGAGAUCGUGGCAGAGACAGAGGGUAUGGUGGAGGACCCCCUCGUUUUGGCGGUGGUGGAGGAGGCAAUAGGGGUGGACCUCCUCCUGGAAAAUUUGGCAACCCUGGAGAGAGACUGCGAAAGAAACACUGGAACCUCGAUGAACUUCCAAAGUUUCAGAAGAACUUCUACCAGGAACAUCCUGAUACCUCCCGAAGACCACUUCAAGAGAUUGAACAGUACCGGAGAAGCAAAGAGGUUACUGUUAAAGGCAGGGAUUGCCCCAAACCAAUAAUAAAAUUCCAUGAAGCUGCAUUUCCAAGCUAUGUCAUGGACAUCAUAAGCAAACAAAAUUGGACUGAACCAACUCCCAUUCAGUCUCAGGGGUGGCCUGUUGCCCUAAGUGGCAAAGACAUGGUUGGCAUUGCUCAAACUGGGUCUGGGAAAACCCUUGCAUACCUUUUGCCUGCUAUUGUGCACAUCCAGCAUCAGCCAUUCUUGGAACAUGGAGAUGGACCAAUUUGCUUGGUGCUGGCACCAACCCGGGAGCUGGCUCAGCAGGUGCAACAAGUGGCUGCUGAAUAUGGGAGGGUCUCCCGUCUCAAGAGUACCUGCAUCUACGGUGGUGCACCCAAAGGACCCCAAAUAAGGGACCUUGAGAGGGGUGUUGAGAUUUGCAUUGCAACCCCGGGUCGUCUCAUUGACUUCUUGGAGUGUGGCAAGACCAAUUUGCGUCGUUGUACCUAUCUGGUGCUGGAUGAAGCUGACCGCAUGCUGGACAUGGGCUUUGAACCUCAGAUCCGCAAGAUAGUGGAACAAAUUCGGCCAGACCGUCAGACCCUGAUGUGGAGUGCCACCUGGCCUAAGGAAGUUCGCCAGCUGGCUGAAGACUUCCUGAAGGAUUACGUCCAGAUCAACAUUGGUGCACUGCAGCUUAGUGCCAACCACAACAUCCUGCAGAUCGUCGAUGUUUGCAAUGACAUGGAGAAGGAAGACAAAUUGAUCCGUUUGCUGGAGGAGAUAAUGAGCGAAAAAGAAAACAAAACCAUCAUUUUCGUGGAGACCAAAAGGCGGUGUGAUGAGCUUACUAGGAGGAUGAGAAGAGAUGGUUGGCCAGCAAUGGGAAUCCAUGGAGACAAGAGCCAGCAGGAGAGGGACUGGGUCCUUAAUGAGUUCAGGUAUGGCAAAGCACCGAUCCUCAUCGCGACAGAUGUGGCCUCCCGUGGCUUAGAUGUGGAGGAUGUGAAAUUUGUCAUCAAUUAUGACUACCCUAACUCCUCCGAGGAUUAUAUCCAUCGCAUUGGACGCACAGCCCGCAGUCAAAAAACGGGCACAGCCUACACCUUCUUCACCCCCAACAACAUGAAACAAGCCAGCGACCUGAUCUCUGUGCUCCGCGAGGCCAACCAGGCCAUUAACCCCAAACUGAUCCAAAUGGCAGAGGACAGAGGAGGUCGUGGACGGGGGGGAAGAGGUGGCUACAAGGACGACCGUCGGGAUAGGUAUUCUGGGGGUGGGAGGAGCGGCUUUGGUGGUAGUAGCUACAGGGAUAGGGACAAUGAUAGAGGGUUUGGCGGUGGGCCCAAAAGUGCCUUUGGUGGCAAUAAAGCCCAAAACGGUGGCAACUAUGGGGGUAACAGUGGCAACUCUAGUGGUAGCUAUGGCAGCAACAAUUAUAACAACAGCAAUGGACAGGGUAAUUUCGGUGCUCCACCUAACCAGGUGAGUGCCUUUGGUAACCAAAGCUUCCAGGGGCCCCCUCAGUUCGGGGCCAUGCAGAGGGCUGCUCAGAAUGGCAUGAACCACCCUCCAUUCCCGUUCAACUCACAGCCGCCACCACAGGGCCAACAGCCACCACCCCCUCCACCAAUGGUGCCCUACCCCAUGCCACCACCCUUCCCACAGUAGAUUUGAUAUACGCACAAUAUAUGGAACCAACAUGAUUUUUGUUUAGACUUGAAUCUUACAUUAUUCUUAUCAUUAUUAUUAUUAUUAUUAUUAUUAUCCUUUGUACUGUGUAUCUUUGUUUUGCUUACAGCAGGGUUGGAAAUACUCAGUACACCCAGAGCAUUAAAUGGAGUCAUAGACACGUCUCCUAUUGUGCAACUUUGAUUGCUGCACUUUUCCUUGAUCGUUUUUUUGUUACAUUCCUCAGUAAUUUAUUUUUACUAGGUAAUGCAGUGUUUUCAGUUUGUGGUAUGUUAAAGUGAUGUUAUGGAGCUCAUAUUAAAAGGGUGCCUGUUGGCCCUUUUAAAUAAAAGGAAGAAAAUGGGAA